AUAAAAAGAAGCUGCAAAAUUUGCUUUUUGAUGCAUAUGUGACAAAAAAGACAGCAAGCGAUAACUGGGAUGUUUAAAUAAUGCAACAAAAAAAAAUUCACAGUGUGUUCGUCGCAACACAUGGAGGCAUUAUGAGAUUUCUGAAGACAAAUUCAGCGGAACCAUUUACAACACGGGACUAUAUGAAGGAACAGUUCUACAGACAAGCUGCUCAAUAUGCUCAAAAGGGAGAAAAUAUUAUUGUUUUUUCAGUUCCCUACAGAGGAAAAAAUAAAGGCAACCAACCAACAUGCAACGAAUCGAUCGUGAUCAACGCAAGUUCUGCUAUUGUGAAGGAAAAGGUUGUUGCUGCAGUGGCUGGAAUGCAAUUUGAUCAGGAAAAAAUGCAAGAAAUCUUCAAUAACUCUGUUGGCAGCCAGACGGAUUGCCAGGAACCUGAGGUGUCCUGUCGACUGAUUGACGAUGAUGGUUUUAUACUGGCGUCAAUUCAAAAGGACGAGGUUGGAGAGUUCUUUGGCGUACCAGAGGGUGCAGUUUUGAAGUAUUUCCUCAAAGAGGAAAGGUUUAAAGAAUAUAAUUUUAGCAACGUACAAGGAGAGUGCAAAAAACCUCAGAAUACCGCAUCCAGUGCACGGACACUUCUGAAUCCUCUUUUUGCGGUGUCAUCGUAUUUACAGUUCUGGACCCAGACGGUUUUUUGGUCUUUGAUGCAGUUCAACAUGUACAGUUUCUUUUCUCGUGGUAACAUGGCCCUGGCGGAAGAAGAGGAGGAGAUGAAAAUUCCUUGUACGCAAGAACUCAAGUUUUACAAAGGAGUUUCUGCAGAAUCCCUCUCCAAAGACAUGGAUUGUUCAAGUUCCGACCCCGGCAGCUGUACUCGGCUUGUGUAUACGGCUGCUGUUGAGAAAACGAACCUUUGGUUAGUGGUAGUUAAGAAUUCUUGCAAUUGCGGAGACAAUGAGAUAGUAAAACUUACACCGAAGGACUCUGUAUCCAGUGCAACAGAACCAAGGCUUCUGUUCUACAGGAAACCUCCGGAAUUAGAAUCACUUUGCAAAGCUAAAGGAGAGGGCAAACCUCCCUGUGCCUCGGCCAGCCUUUGUUCCGCAUACACGUUCACUCUGCUCAUUCUGCUCGCGUUUUCUCUUCUCAUUCCAACGAAUCAUCAUGGGAGAUGAGUAGCCACACUAAACCGACUUCAAGCGACACCGGGUGGGAUCCCUGUGGUUGAUUGAGCUUAAUUAUCACUUUAGAGUGAAAACAAUUAGCGUUAGACACGUCAAGAAUAAAGUUGAUACUACAGAAGGAGCCAGCUGAUGUCUUGUAAUUCCACCAAAUACUUUUGCCUGGCACAAAGAGCCAUCAGUAUGAAGUGGAUUGGUUGCAAGACUCUCGACGCCUUUGAUUUCCAGGUCUACGAGUGACCCGAAGGGCCUGGAAUUGACUUUAAGUAGAAUAAAGCUAAGCUUGUAAAAGAAAAUUUUUAUCCGAAGUAUUUGUACUUUUUGUUUUGCCUUUCUUGUUUAAUAGGUGAAAAUUUGUAAAUCGCAACACGUAUGCAAAUGAACGAGGAUUUUAUGCCUAGAGCCUUUGUGCCUACAGCGGUCAUGUUACUAUUAUACCUUCUAGAUAAAUUCCUUCUUUUCCACCGAUAGAGAGAAAUAAUGGGGCAAACCUCACUGAUUCGUCGUAACAUUUCGUCUCAGUGCCAUGCCUGUCAUUUGAACUGAUACUUAGAUUAGAAAAUUUCUCAACGGAAGGUAACAACACCAGAAAUACACAUCUGUAAUUGUAAUUUCUUGUCUCAGUCCAUGGCAAUCGUGGAAUUUGGUGGUUUUCACAUGGUUUUUGUGCUUUAACUAUUGUGUUUUGAUGAAAAAGUACGUGGCCAUAAUACAAUUACAUUACAGAUAGUAAGGGUUGUCUUUUUGUUUGUGUUCAAUUCUAUAGAUAAUUAAUUUAUGGUGACGGAUUCCUACGUCAAUUGCCCGAUUUUGCCUUUAAUAGUUACACUAUGAUGUUGGUCGAACCUUUCAAACAACUUGAGCACGUGUUGGUUUCGUUUGUAAACUUAAAGAAUUGUGUGUACUAGUAAGUCUUCUUUAUUAAUAGUGCAAUGUUACGAACAGCAUACAACCCAAAGUUUACAUUGUUCGUCAAUAAAAUCUACAUCUACUAAAGA
Messenger RNA from Stylophora pistillata, 2182 nucleotides. RefSeq names its product voltage-dependent calcium channel subunit alpha-2/delta-1. Gene Ontology annotation, molecular function: voltage-gated calcium channel activity. Lineage: Eukaryota; Metazoa; Cnidaria; Anthozoa; Scleractinia; Pocilloporidae. Gene Ontology annotation, cellular component: voltage-gated calcium channel complex. The record is from RefSeq and is a predicted model, not a curated record.